GGCCUGUGGCGCUGCGAGAGCUUGCGCCUCGGCUUGGAGAGCGAGGCUGAAACCGAAGGCGCGCUGGCGCGCACGAGACGCAGCGCUACUCAAACAUUUCGCAGCACUACUCGAAGAGAUCAGUAGAGGCAAUGAAACGCAUAGCUGUGACGGCCGACGCGUAAAACAGCAGCAGCAGGCAGCACGAGUGAAGCACAGCACUGAUGGCCGACGACGCGCAAGUAGCCGUGCAGGUCAAGCAAGCGCUAGCCCUGCUCUACGCGACAGGAAACAAAGAAGCCGACACCUGGCUGCAGGGCUUCAUCACGCAAGGCUACGGCCGCUGCCUCGGCCCGUGCGCGUUGAUAUUAGAUGAUGCGGCGUCGCAGCCGCACGAGGCGCUGUUCGCGGCGACGGCGACGCACCAGACGCUGCGCAAGAUGCAGCUGCGGGAGGUGGCGACGCAGCGCAGUCACGUGGUCAUGUCGGCGGAGGGCGCCGUCGCGUUGCGACGACGCCUCGCGCUCCGCUGCAGCACGGCGCCGCCGGGGCCGCUGCAGACGCGCUACGCUCUGACACUCGCGGCGGCUCUACUGAAGAGCGACCAGCGCGACCUCGUGGCGAUCGUCGCCGCGACGUUGGCGGGCGCGCCGCUCGCCGAGACCCUUCGAGCGUUACCAGAAGAGCUGGAGGGCCUCUCGAUGCACCCUAAUUUAAGGGAGCAGCGCCGGUCCGAAUUGGAUGCAGGGGCGCCGGUGGCGCUCGACGCGAUCCUCGCGCAAGCUCAACCGUGCGGCGCGCAGCGCGCGUUCGCGGCCGCGUCAGUUUAUGUAAAGCGGUUACGACGGUGGCGCGACGUCCCAAGUGCGGUUUCUUUGAUAGCGAGCGCGCGCGAGGCCAUGCUCCACGCCGACGGUGAUGUGCUCGAGAGCGCCUCUUCAUUAUUAUCGGCGGCGAUCGACGUUUGUGAGGCGGACCCGUUACUCGCAGACGAGCUCCUGCCCCUCACGACCUGCCUCCAGGGCCGGCGCGGCGACCUCUGCGCGACGGCCGUCGCCGAGGCCACGGAAAAAACGGAUGUGAAUGGCGCGUCCCGACUGGCCGCGGCUCUUUGUGCAGCGCUCCACGAUACUUCCAGUAGAGACGUCGCGGCGGCGGCGUCCCUGGCGGCGUGUAGAGGAGGCGCGGCGGAUUUUGUGACCUUCGCUUGCAGACGCGCGUCCUUCCAAACGGCUCGCGACCCCUUCGAGGCGAAUCCUGAAGAGGCAGAAGCCCAGGACGAGGACGACGUCGAACGAGAUCUUCUGGCCGACGGUUGUAAAGCCUGCGCCGGCGCGGCGCCAAUGGAGGUGCUCGAAGCGUGCCGUGGUAACGUAGCGGCGUUCCCCGCGGGCGUGCUGGCCGUGGCGCGGUCCGUCCUCCAUCAAGGCACCUCUUCGAUCGGCGCGCCGCUCGCGGAGCUCGGCCUCCGGCCCGUUUCUAGUGUUGUGGCGUCGCCCGUCGACGCCCAGACGGGCGUCUGCUGCGGGCUGUUCCUCCAGGCCGUCGCGUCGUCGGGCCUCAAACCCCUAUCGACGUUCGCCGAGGUCUCGGCUCGAUUAGCAUCAAGUCACGACGCGACGGCGCGGCGGCACGGCUUCGUUGCUCUAUUGCGGAUUCUGGACGCUGAUACAAACGCGUCGUCCGAGGCGUGCUGGCGCGUCUGCGAGGCCAUUGUCUCUUCCGACAUCGACGAGCCUCCUUUAAGGCCGGGCCGCGAGCCCGUGCUCGCGCUGGCCUGUCGCUGUUUAUCACGCAUGGCGGUGGGCACGGACCGGCUCCAACCUUUGUUAGUCUCCUGUGUCCAGCGGGCCGAAAGUUGCUCCCCUGAAGCCCCGUGCACGUUCGCCGCCGCGUAUUUAGGGCUGGCCUGCGUCGUAUCAACCGCAAGGCCCCUCCUCCUCGCCGAUGUGUCAGCCGCGACGCGCGUCGCCGGCGUUUCAGGAAAUGGCGUCCUCAAGUGCGCCCGAGCCUAUCCAGAUGAAGCGGACGAGGACGUCGUGGACCCCGCCCGAGCCGCCGACGCGGCCUGCGCCGUCCUCGCGGCGCUGGUGGCCCCGAACUGGAAGGACGACGCCCCCAAAAAACGGGACGCGCAAUGUAACAGCGCCGCGCGCGGCUCGGUCGACGAGCGGGUGCUCGACGCGGCCUUCCAACCGGCUCUCCAAAGUCUGCAGGCGUCGGCGGGCGCCUUCCGCUCCGUUGCAGCGCCCGCGUCGUUACGAAUUCUGGAAUUAGUCGUCUGCUCGUGCGCCCACCCGUCGCUCGCUUCCGCCGUUGUUAGUGUGUUGCAGGAAAUGUGUAGCCGCGUGCGGGCGCCAUCAUUGCGAUGCGCUCUGUCAAAUGCGUUCAAGUGCUGCCUGCGGCUCCCCGGCGAGGCCGUCGACCGCUGCUUAUUCUUACUCUGUCAAGUGCAACUCACAAAGCCGACGGCGUCGGACGAGUCCGAGGACGACGCCGCCGCGCUCAAAGCCUGCGCGCGGCUCUUCUCCACAAAUUUACGGCGCGACGGCCUCGCUCUCGUCUUGCGGGCGCAGCGCGACGGCGUCCUGCCGUCGGCGCGCGUCGUCGACGUCGCGCGUUUAGUUAGGACGCGGUAUCCCCCAUCAGAGUUGGCGGCGGACGUGCGAUUUGCAUUAGGGUUGGUGGUUGCGGAGAAGGGGCCGGACGUCGCGGGCGACCUGGCUGCCGCUAUUCGCGACGAGAAGAAGUUCAAGAAGCUGCUGAAGGCGAUGGUGGGCGGGAAGCGGAAGGGGAGUAGUGGGUCGUAAGUCUAGUGUUUGUGGUGAUUCCAUGUGGUUCGGGUUUCGAAAACCGAAACUGCGUUAAAUGUACCUUGGCUGCCUUCAGUAGAUGCAAACGGCCUCGAAUAGAGAUGAUAAGACUCCGUCGGGGCUGACACGAGGAGCCUCGAAAAUAGGCCGACGUCUGACAGCCUAAAAGGCGAUACAAAAAGCUAGCCAAAAUGACUGCCAAGAAGCAACGUGUGGCGGCUGAGGAGUGCGUAAGCAGCGUAGCUAUGCAAGCCGAUGCAAAACGAUGCAUCGCCGACGUCGUUUACAAGAGAGAUGCAGCCACCAAUUUAUCUUAUGCCUAUUGCACGCGCGCGGGCGACGCCGACGCAAUGCAAUACGCGCGCGCGGCAUCGCGCCGACGCGCCGCUGCCAUACCAGCAGCUUCGGCACGCACAAGGGCACAACCGGUCGCGCGCGCAUGCAACGGGACAUGCCGCUGCCACGCCUGUUGCGAAACACGCGCGGUGCUCGUGUGCCCCGACGGCCAAGCCACACACAACAGCAGCAGAGAAAAACGCCGUCGCUCACGCUCCAAAAACACAGGCGCGUCUUCCUCUUCUCGUCCGAGUCCGUGAACGAGGGCCACCCCGACAAGCUCGCGGACCAGGUCUCGGAUGCCGUCCUCGACGCGUGCCUCAAGCAGGACCCCUACUCGAAGGUCGCCUGCGAGACGGCGACCAAGGACAACAUGGUCAUGGUCUUCGGCGAGAUCACGACGGAGGCCAAGCUCGACUACGACAAGAUCGUCCGCGCGCAAGUCCGCGAGAUCGGCUUCGACUCGUUCAAGGACGACCUGGCGAGCGUCGACUCCAAGGGCCUGUCCUGCGACUCGUGCGAGGUGCUCGUGCGCAUCAACAAGCAGUCGCCCGACAUCGCGGGCGGCGUCCACGUCGGCAAGGACGAGAUGGACGUCGGCGCGGGCGACCAGGGCAUCAUGUUCGGCUACGCGUCCGACGAGACGUCGGACUGCAUGCCCCUGACUCAUUUAGUCUCUACUCGCCUCGGCAAGAAGCUGACCGACGUGCGCAAGGACGGGUCGCUCUGGUGGUUGAGACCGGACGGCAAGACCCAGGUGACUAUUGAAUAUGUCCAGCACUCGGACGGCUCCGUCGAGCCGAAGAAGCUCCACACCGUCGUCAUCUCGACGCAGCACGCCGAGCCCCUCAAGGCCAAGCGCACGGAGGAGCAGGACGGCAAGGACAACCGCCCGAAGUACACGGGCGCCGAGCAGAUCGCCCCGUCGAUGGCGGACAUGAACGAGCUCAUCCACGACCAGGUCAUCGUCGCGACGCUCAACGAGAUCACGCUCAAGAACGGCCAGCCGGCCACGUCCAUCUACGACCGCAACACGUGCAACCUGCACAUCAACCCCUCGGGCAAGUUCAUCAUUGGCGGCCCGCAGGGCGACGCCGGCCUCACGGGCCGCAAGAUCAUCAUCGACACGUACGGCGGCUGGGGCGCGCACGGCGGCGGCGCCUUCUCGGGCAAGGACCCGACGAAGGUCGACCGCUCCGCGGCCUACGCGUGCCGGUGGAUGGCCAAGUCCGUCGUCAAGGCCGGCUUGUGCAAGCGCGCCUUGGUGCAGCUGUCCUACGCCAUCGGCGUCGCCAAGCCCCUGUCGUUGUUCGUGGAGACUUAUGGUACCGAGAACGGCAACCUCACGGCCAAGGCCAUUACCGAUAUUGUGAAGAUCAACUUCGACGCGCGGCCCGGCGCCCUCGCGAGAGAUCUCGCCCUGCGCGAGCCCAAGUACAACGUGACGGCGGCCUACUGCCACUUCGGCCGCGAGCCGUACACGAAGGACGGCAUCCGCUACUUCUCCUGGGAGGACCCCAUCGACCUGUCCAAGUACGCGGGCAUGUCGACGGCGCAGAUCGAGAAGGAGGUCGCCGCCAACAAGGCGACGAUCCUCAAGAAGUGGGUCGACUAA
Molecule: messenger RNA, 4743 nt
Organism: Pelagomonas calceolata
Lineage: Eukaryota; Pelagophyceae; Pelagomonadales; Pelagomonadaceae
Source: the annotation of a GenBank genome assembly